AUUAUGACAUUUUUAGCAGCUGGUCAUGAAACCACAGGUACUGCACUUUCAUGGUCAUUAUACUUACUUGCAAAGCAUCCAGAAGCUCAAGAUUGUCUUCGUCAAGAAUUAUUGGAAGCUUUACCAGAUCCUGAUUUAGAAACAUCACUUGACAAAAUAAAUUCCUUAGAAUAUUUAAAUUGUGUAUUCAAAGAAACUAUGAGAGUCAUUCCACCAGCACCAGCAGUAGCAAGAAAUAAUGAAAUUGAUACAACAAUUGAUGGAUACUUUAUUCCAAAAGACACACCAAUUAUAAUAUCAUUAUAUGCAGUUCACCAUGAUUCAAAAAUUUGGGGAGAAGAUCAUGACAAAUUUGAACCAUUAAGAUGGUUAAAUCCAAAGUUAACAUCAGAAAUAAAUAAUCAUACAUAUUUACCAUUUUUGACAGGUCCUAGAUCCUGUAUUGGUUCUAAAUUAGCCACAAUUGAAUUUAAGAUUAUUUUAUCCUCUUUAAUAAGAAAAUUCAGAUUUAGGGAAGUUGAAGGUGUAAUAAGUUUUUUCAUUUAUAAAUCUUUAAUUGGACCUUUUUACUUGUCACCAUUACGUAAAAUACCUGGUCCACCUUCUGAAAGUAUUUUGUUUGGAAAUCUUUUGACUAUUCUGAAUUCCGAUGUCGGAAAACCUCAUUUAGAUUGGAAAAAGAAAUAUGGAAGAAUAUUAGUAUAUCAUGGAUUUUUAAAUAAACCAUUUAUACUUUUAACAGAUCCUAAAAGCUAUCCACAAAUAUUGACUUCUUAUGAAUUUAAUAAACCAAAAGAUUUGAGUACAGAUUUAAAACUUAUAUUAGGAGAUGGAAUUUUGUUUGCUGAAG
This is a messenger RNA of Entrophospora candida, 850 nucleotides long. NCBI's taxonomy places the organism in Eukaryota, Fungi, Glomeromycota, Glomeromycetes, Entrophosporales, Entrophosporaceae. The record is from the annotation of a GenBank genome assembly.